Cryptomeria japonica (Japanese cedar) is the source of this 1829-nucleotide messenger RNA. Its product is annotated as tetraspanin-3. NCBI's taxonomy places the organism in Eukaryota, Viridiplantae, Streptophyta, Pinopsida, Cupressales, Cupressaceae. Gene Ontology annotation, cellular component: plasmodesma; plasma membrane. Gene Ontology annotation, biological process: auxin-activated signaling pathway. The coding region runs from base 211 to 1056 and encodes 281 amino acids. The record is from RefSeq and is a predicted model, not a curated record. The transcript is spliced from 2 exons.
ACCAAAUUUUUCCCUCACUACGACAAGGAGGAGAAGAAGAUGAAGAAGCAGCAGCAGAAGCAGUUGUGAAGUUCGGCACAGUUAAGCUAGCAAAGGUGCUUAGUUCGAAACCCAGCAACACCAGCAGAAUCUAGGAACAGCAAAAGCCGAAGGUCACCGGUUCGAGACUCGGCAAGACCAGAACCAAGGGAGAAAGCAAACACAGCAGCCAUGUUUCGUGCGACGAACAGCAUAGUGGGGCUGCUGAACUUCGUGACAUUCCUGCUGUCGAUUCCCAUUCUGGGUGGCGGAAUUUGGCUCGCCACGCGCAACAGUGGCGAUUGCCUUCGCUUUUUGCAGUGGCCCAUCAUUGCCAUCGGUUCUGCCAUUAUGCUGCUCUCAUUGGCAGGCUUUGUGGGCGCCUGCUUUCGAGUCACUUCUUUGCUCUGGCUUUAUCUCUUCUUCAUGCUGCUCCUCAUUCUCGCUUACUUGGGAUGUAUCAUUUUUGCCUUUGCAGUCACUGGUAAAGGCGAAGGCCACCCGGUAAUAAACACCGGCUUUAGUGAGUACAAGCUUGAGGAUUUCUCUCAGUGGAUGCAGGACCGCGUCAGGGAUUCCGGUAGCUGGCAUAAUAUCAGGUCGUGUGUUCGAGAUGCUAAGGUGUGUAAGAAGCUCGGUGAGAAGACGAUGUAUAUGGGCGCUGCCGGGUUUUAUCAGCAGCAUUUGAAUCCCAUUCAGUCGGGUUGUUGCAAACCACCAACCUCCUGUGGAUACAGCUAUGUAAAUGCAACAUUCUGGACUGGGACAUUGACAAACAUAGAUCCUGACUGUACACAAUGGAGCAAUGGCCAAGAUCAGUUAUGUUAUGAUUGUGGUUCGUGCAAAGCUGGUGUUUUGGCGGAUAUGAAGCGUAACUGGCAUAAGUUGUCUGUCCUAAAUAUUGUUGUUUUCAUAUUGCUCGUUGUGGUCUAUGUUAUUGGAUGUGGUGCUUUCAGGAAUAACUUAAGAAGAGAUAAUAACGAGUCUUACGGAGAAGCCAGGAUGACCAAGGCUCGUCCUAGUUGGCUGGACAAGUGAGAACUCUUGUAUUUAUUUGUUCAAUUAUGUUCUUUUUUCCCUUACGGACAAGUGAGAAAAUAGUUUGUGUGCCAUGUUUUUUUUUUUUUUGCCGGGGGGGGGGGGAUCUUCUGUAAAGACGUUUUUAUUUUGUCUACUGCUUCAAUAAGUGAUCUUUUGUAUCAUACUCGUUGCAUUCUAUAUUCUCCAUUGUUUAUGCAUCCGUUUUUUUCUUGUCCUAGUGUGUAUUUUGGGUUGCAUCGAUCCUUGGAAAAUUCCCAGUUGUCAUAAUUUGUAUGCCAUGACAAAAUACCUGGAGAUGGCAACAAACUUUAUGUAUUUUUUUGGUUGUUUCUGUUUUGAUAAAUGUUUUUUCAGCCAUGUUGGUAUGUUUUUUCACUUAUCUGUAACUGGUGUUCCUCGAAGUUGACUUCUUAUGAUGAAGUAAUGUUGUAAAACAUUUGCUUCUCUUCGUUUUUUUUUGUGCAUUGAUUGAGGUUUUCAUCAUCAACGCCCUCACUGUUAUUGAGUGCUAUAUUUCAAAGAAAGUAAUUGAACAGCAGGAGACUAGGGGUGCAAAGCUUGUUGCAACUUCAGCUUCCUGAGCUCUUAUUUCAAUUAAUAUGGGCAAGUUUGUGUAUUUGAAGAUAACUCUUUGAUCUUUAUUAAUGAUAAGACCCCAAAGCUUGUUGCAACGUCAGUUUUAAUUAGUACACGUAAGAUUUGUAUAUAUGAAGAUGACAAAGAUGACACUUUAAUCUUUAUUAAUGAUAUGACCCAAAAGCUUGUUGCAA